Messenger RNA from Mercurialis annua (annual mercury), 1983 nucleotides. RefSeq lists its product as uncharacterized. Lineage: Eukaryota; Viridiplantae; Streptophyta; Magnoliopsida; Malpighiales; Euphorbiaceae. The record is from RefSeq and is a predicted model, not a curated record. The coding region runs from base 1 to 1983 and encodes 660 amino acids. The transcript is spliced from 5 exons.
AUGAGGGCGGCACUUAUGUGGACAAUUAAUGACUUUCUCGCUUAUUCAAUGUUGUCUGGCUGGAGCACAUCAGGAAGAUUGGCAUGUCCGCAUUGUAUGGAAAAUACUGAGGCUUUCACGUUACCCGAGAGUGGUAAUCAAUCUUGGUUUGAUUGCCACAUAAAGUUUUUACCUACACGUCACCAUUUCCGUCGGAACGUUACGGAAUUCCGAAAAGGCAAACAAGUAAGGCAGAAAUUUGGAGGUGUGAGGACUGAAGAUGAAGUGUUAGCAGAGGUGGACGGUCUGGGGUUUAAGAGGGCCUAUGAGAAUGAUGCUAAGGCUACGAAUGAUGAACUAUCUAAAGACCGUGGUUGGAAUCGAAAGAGUAUAUUUUGGGAUUUACUGUAUUGGAGGACAAAUGUGAUCCGGCAUAAUCUCGAUGUCAUGCAUAUUGAGAAAAAUGUAUUUGACAACGUUUUCAAUACCGUGCUUAAUAUACCUGGUAAGACGAAAGAUACGGCAAAAUCUCGGGCAGAGUUGAAUAAAAUUUGUGAUCGUCCUGGCCUGGCACAAGAUGAGCAAACCGGUAGAUAUCCAAAGGCUUUGUAUACUUUGGACAGAGAUUUAAAAAAGAUUUUGUUAGAAUGGAUUCAAAAGUUAAAGUUUCCGGAUGGUUACGUGUCCAACUUGUCUAGGUGCGUUGAUUUAAACAGUUUAAAGAUGAUGGGCAUGAAAAGUCAUGAUUGUCAUGUCUUCAUGCAACGACUUUUGCCAAUUGCUCUUCGGGAGCUUAUUCCGGCAGAAGUGUGGGAGCCUUUAACAGAGUUGAGUAUAUUCUUCAGAGAGUUAUCUGCCACAUCGCUGAAAAAGGCAGAUCUUGAAAGAUUGGAGCUUGAUAUCCCGAAGAUACUGUGCAAGUUGGAACGUAUAUUUCCGCCGAGUUUUUUCGAUUCGAUGGAACAUCUCCCCGUACACUUUCCAUACCUGAGAAAACUCAAAAAUAAGGUAACAAAUAAAGGCAGAGUGGAAGGAAGCAUUAGCAGCGGAUAUCUAUUAGAGGAAACAACAAAAUUUGCAUCUUUCUAUUUCAAGGAUGGUGAUCCGAUGCUACCAUGUCGGAUGCAAAGAAAUGAAGUUUGCGAAAUGGACGUUGAUGAUGAUUUCGAUAGAUUAUCUAUUUUCAAACCGAAAGGGCGACCUGUAGAGAAGUUUAAGUUGUAUGAAAUCAACCCCGAAAUUAUACAGACCGAAGUUGUAGUCAAGUUGGAGAGUGAAUUCUCCUUUUGGUUCGAGCAAUAUGUGAAAGACCCAACUGUCUGUACCAAUCUCUAUAUUCUAAGUCUUGCAAAAGGACCGCUUAGAUCGGUCAAAACAUUCAAGGGGUACUGUAUGAACGGGUUUAAAUUCAAUACUGAAGAAUAUGGGGAGGAUCGGGUUACAAUGAAUAGCGGAGUCUGUGUAAAAGGAUCACUCUACGGCCCGGCUGAAAGCGACUUUUAUGGAAUGUUGACUGACAUUAUCGAGUUAGAGUAUCCAACUCUACCAAUAAAAAGGCCGUUUUUUAAAUGUAAUUGGUUUGAUCCUACGAAAAAGGUUGGUAUGAUAGUCCAUCCUCGGUAUAACAUAGUGGAUGUUAACCACAGAAAGAGGUACAACAAAUACGAACCUUUCAUUUUAGCUGAACAGUCUGAUCAAGUACAUUACUUACCUUAUCCUAGCAAAAAGCGGGACAAGAAAGAUUGGUGGGCAGUAUGCAAGAUAAAAGCUCGCUCUGAGCUAGACAUGCCUAAAACAACUGUUCCAGCUUUCCAAGAUGAUAGUGAAGAAUAUCCGCUCGAUGUCAUAACGAAUGACGAACCGACAAAUUUAGUUGAUCUGAAUGGCGAGGCGGACGAGGCUGCAUUACACAACCCUCCAGUAGUAGAGACGGAAGAUGAUUAUCCACCAUCCUCAUCAAACGAUGAUGACAUUGGAGCGGAAGAUGAUAUAGAAAUUGCAUGA